Asparagus officinalis (garden asparagus) is the source of this 918-nucleotide messenger RNA. Its product is annotated as bifunctional 15-cis-phytoene synthase, chromoplastic-like. NCBI's taxonomy places the organism in Eukaryota, Viridiplantae, Streptophyta, Magnoliopsida, Asparagales, Asparagaceae. The coding region runs from base 16 to 918 and encodes 300 amino acids. The record is from RefSeq and is a predicted model, not a curated record. Gene Ontology annotation, molecular function: geranylgeranyl diphosphate synthase activity. Gene Ontology annotation, biological process: carotenoid biosynthetic process. The transcript has 5 exons.
AGGAAGGAUAAGAGGAUGAAGAUGAGCGAUGAAUUGCUCGAAGAUGCAUAUGAGAGGUGUCGAUGUGUUUGUGAAGAGUAUGCCAAGACUUUCUAUUUAGGGACAUGGUUGAUGACUGAGGAGCGACGAAAGGCGAUAUGGGCUAUUUAUGUUUGGUGCAGGAGAACAGAUGAGCUAGUUGAUGGUCCGAAUGCAACACAUACUAAUGAAGUUGUGCUCGAUCGAUGGGAACAAAGGCUCGAAGAUAUUUUUCAAGUCCGCCCUUAUGACAUGCUCGAUGCUACCCUCACUGAUACUGUAUACAAAUUCCCUAUCGAUAUAAUGCCAUUUAGGGACAUGAUAGAGGGAAUGAGAAUGGACAUGAGGAAAUUGAGGUAUCAAAACUUUAAAGAGCUCUAUCUCUAUUGCUACUAUGUAGCUGGCACAGUAGGCCUUAUGAGUGUGCCUGUUAUGGGAAUAGCUCCUGAAUCUUAUGGUUCGGUAAACGAGAUAUAUAAUGCGGCGCUCAACCUUGGGAUUGGCAAUCAACUUACCAACAUUCUUCGAGAUGUAGUCGAGGAUGCUCACAGAGGGAGAAUAUAUCUGCCACAAGAUGAAUUGGCAGAAUUUGGGAUAUCAGAAGAAGAUGUUUUCUCUAGGAGAGUUACAGAUAGAUGGAGAGCUUUUAUGAAGGAGCAAAUCACAAGGGCAAGACUCUAUUUUGAUCAAGCAGAAGAAGGAGCAUCAAGACUCAAUGAAGCUAGCCGCUGGCCGGUUUUGGCUUCAUUGCUCUUGUACCGCAAGAUAUUAGACUCCAUCGAGAAAAAUGACUACGAUAACUUGACAAAGCGUGCAAAUGUUGGGAGGACAGAGAAACUUCUCAUGUUACCUUUGGCAUUUGCUAGAGCUACUAACAUCUCAAAAGUUUCUAUACAAUAG